AUGUGGCUGGCUUUGGCUGUAACAUGCUUAAUCCAACAAGCAGUGACCUCAGGAGAAUCCAUAAGCGGAAGACAUUUGCAUCCGCAACGUUUGAUGAACAUUAGUCAAAUUAUUCAGUAUUGGGGAUACCCUAGUGAAGAAUAUGAAAUCUUGACAAGUGAUGGCUAUUAUCUCAAAGCAAACAGAAUUCCUAAUGGAAUACACAGUCCUGAAAAGACAGGGCCUAAACCAGUUGUGUUAUUGGUACCUGGUUUGAUAACUGAAGGAAGAUGUUGGCUUAUCAAUCUUCCCAGCAAUAGCCUGGGAUUUGUUUUAGCAGAUGCUGGCUAUGAUGUUUGGAUAAUAAAUAACAGAGGGUCUACAUGGUCUAGAAGACAUCAGAACCUAACAAUUGACCAAGAAGAAUUUUGGGAUUUCAGUUUUCAUGAAAUGGGAAUUUAUGAUAUUCCUGCGUCUAUAAACUUUAUACUGCAGAAGACAAAGCAAGAUAGUUUAUAUUACAUUGGUCAUUCCCAAGGUGCUUCACUGGGUCUUAUUACUUUUUCAACCUCGCCACAGCUUGCUCAGAAAGUAAAGCUUUUAAUGUGCCUUGGACCUGCAUACACACUGGAGGACAUCAAGGGAAUAACAAAAUAUAUUUUACUACUUCCCUACAAAGUUAAAAGAUAUUUAUGGGGCAAUAAAGAAUUCAGUAUGCUAAGCAACCAGGCCAAAAAUAUCACUGCCAAUCUGUGCAGCUACCCAGCAAUAGACCAGCUUUGCACCCAAGUAUUUUUCUCUUUUGCGGGUUUUAAUGAAAACAAUAUAAAUAUGAGUCGAGUCGAUCUUUAUCUUGGCAUUUACCCUGAUUUUGCUUCUGUGAAAACUGUAUUUCAUUGGACCCAGGUUUCAGAAUCAAAUGAAUUUAAAUAUUUUGACUACGGAGACAAGAACAAAGCUGUUUACAACAUGACCAAGCCUCCAUUUUAUAAAAUUGAAGAUAUAACUGUGCCAACAGCUGUUUGGAAUGGUGGGAAUGACUUCGUUGUGAGGCCAAAGGACAUCGAUCAUCUGCUCCCUCAACUUACUAACUUAGUUUUCCAUAAGUAUAUUCCUAGCUGGAACCAUGGUGAUUUUAUCGUGGGCCUUGAUGCUCCAAAAUACCUGCACAAGGAUCUUCUUCAUCUAAUGCAGAACUACAAAUAAAUACAGAUAGAAAUUAUAUCUGGCAAUAGAGGAUAGCAGUAUUUCAGAUCUGAUGUGGAAAAUAAACAGUUUAUAUUUUCCACAUCAGUUUUGAAAUAUUGCUAUCCUCUUUUGUCAGAAAAUGUCUUCCAGGUACUUUGCGCUCCUAUUCCUUCCUCACUUAUGCUCUAUUUUCAUUACAAACUUUCUUCCCCAAUCUAUCUGGCUGUCCUUGUUU
Messenger RNA from Candoia aspera, 1402 nucleotides. RefSeq names its product lipase member M-like. Lineage: Eukaryota; Metazoa; Chordata; Lepidosauria; Squamata; Candoiidae. The transcript is spliced from 9 exons. The coding region runs from base 1 to 1185 and encodes 394 amino acids. Gene Ontology annotation, molecular function: hydrolase activity, acting on ester bonds. The record is from RefSeq and is a predicted model, not a curated record.